This is a messenger RNA of Gaeumannomyces tritici R3-111a-1, 3641 nucleotides long. RefSeq lists its product as hypothetical. Gene Ontology annotation, cellular component: GATOR1 complex. Gene Ontology annotation, biological process: cellular response to amino acid starvation; positive regulation of autophagy; TORC1 signaling. The transcript is spliced from 3 exons. Bases 343 to 3108 code for a protein of 921 amino acids. The record is from RefSeq and is a predicted model, not a curated record. NCBI's taxonomy places the organism in Eukaryota, Fungi, Ascomycota, Sordariomycetes, Magnaporthales, Magnaporthaceae.
GGUGUGCUCCAGCGGGUCCAUUCUGUUGAUCUAGACCCGCAACCCUGACCGGCCAGCGCCAGCCAUGCAAUGCCGCCAUGCCCACUACCCGCAGUGCCUGGCAGACCCCUGUCUGGCUUCAGACCAAGCAACCCGUCGCCCGCCUGUUGAGAUAUACACAACUGUCUGCUGCGGCAGUCCAAACUGUCGGUGAACAGCAUUAGGUGCUUAUAUCGCAACAAAAGCGUCUAAGCCGGCCCCUGGAUUAGCUGGGACAGCCAGCAACUCCUCCCCCUGGUCCCGGGCCUUCGCCCGUCCACAGCCUCCUCCUGGCUGGCCAUUGCCAGAUGCCACCCACCCAUUAUGGCACUGCCAAUCCUCCCCAACCCAUCCAACUUCCUUGGCGUUGCUCUCGUUAUCAAUCGCUCUAGGGAUGGCCCAAGCUUCGUCUUCCACUACCCCCCGCAUGUGAACGUGGCGCCUGACCCGCCUGCUUCGGGCGACCUGGAUGACGACGAAAGGGAACACGGCCAUGGUCACGGCCCCGGCCACGGCCAUGCCAAGGACUAUGAAUACGAUGAGGGCGGUGAUUUCGCCGACAGGGAGCAGCGCCUCGCUCCCAGGCUCGACGCCGAUGGCACUUCUCCUGCCGUCCUGCUGAAACGCAACCAGGACGACCAUCUAGUAACUGAGAGCGGCACCCAGAUCGUGCCCUGGGAGCAUGUCGCCGGCUUCCCGACCAAGGACCUGGAAAGCAUCCUGACCCCGGGCCGCGCCUACCACAAGACGCUGUUCCAGCUCUCCCUAGACCCUAUUUACUGCGUUUCAUAUCCAAUCCACGUGCCCGAGAGUGGCAGCUGGAAGAAGCGCAAGAAGAAGAAAAAGAAGAACGAUCUCAAGAAGAAGGCCAGUGUCUUUUCAUCUGGCAGUCUCUUCUCCACCAUAAGAGACCCAGACGCCCAGCACGACUCGGACGCUGCCCACAAAGACUCUGUCAGGCCGCCGGCGGUUACGGCCAGGUCCGAUGCUUCCGGUCCGUUGCUCAUGGCUGGAAACGGGUCGAGUCUUCAAGACGAUCUAGACGGCCCUGGGCACGAGGCUAGGGAGGACGAGGAAGAUGAGAAGGGCGGGGACAAGGAAAAGGAUAAGAAUGACAAGGUCAGCUCCAUGACCAUGCUCAACCUGGUAUUCUUCCUCAACCCCAAAAAGCACGAGGUCAAGGAGCUCGUCAACAGCAUGUACACCCACAUCAUUCGCCAAGUGAACAAGUCCUACAAGUACUGCCAGGAGCGGAACGACUUUGUGUGGAAGGAAUCUAAGAAAAUCCUGGCUCUCAAGGACAAGGCCCGCGAAGACCGUACCAGGAUGACGGUCUUGUGGCACGAGAUCCUGGCCGCCUCGUCGCUCGCCCAGUCGAUGCAAGACGUCUACGAGACCAUCAGUCAAAACAGGAUUGCCGUCCUGCAGCUGGACACUCAGGACGGUGCCGUCACCCACUCGGUGCAGAUCCCCAUUCCGUUGUACAUCUCGGACCUCCCCCAGGAGUGCGAGCGCGAUGCGCCGGGGAUAUGGCUCACCACAGCCAACUCGUUUGCUGCCAACGGCCGGGACCCGGCCGAGCUAGGCUUCCUGGACAAGAACUUUGGCCUACUGCUGCUCGACGAGGACAAGAAGAUUAUCACGGAGCUGCAGUCGGACCCAGACGAGUCCACUGUGGCCAUGAUUGAGUUUAUAAGACACUCCAAGCCAACGCUGUCAUUCCACCAGGUCGCCAGCCAGUCCAAUCUCCUCAGCUUGAGCCAGAUACACCAGUUCGCGCACCACUUCAUCUUCUGGAGGCGCGCCGUCGCCAUCCCGCCGCUGCAUGCACGCGACAUCUACAUGCUAUCGCCAAACUGCGAUCUAAACAAGCUGCCCCAGGCGAGCGUGAAGUUUGCCCGUGCCUUCCCUCACUGCCCGCCGCUGCCAAACAUCCUCGCCGACCUCUCGGCCGCCCCUCGCCCCUACAAAUUCUUCUGCCCCAACAAAACCAUCCGAGCCGAGUACAUGCGCAUUCUCACAUGGCUCAUGCGUGGUGGCUGGGUCACCCAGCUAUGUACUUUUGCUUACAUUGUAGUCUGGCCCGAGAUCAUCUACGAAGUCGAACAUGCUCUUGAGGCCGAGGAGCUCGCCAAGGCCAAAGCCGCGCAAGCCGCCGCCAGUGCCGAGCCUGCUGCCACUGCCACUGAUUCUGCCACUGCCACUGCUGGCAGCGGGGGGUCCGCAGCGCUCACCCCUACCUCUGUCUCGGAAGAGCGCAAGAGUAGCGGGAGCACCCAGCUGCAGCUGCUGUCGCCACAGCCACGGUCCGCCUCUGUCUCCACCGCUACCGAUGGGCCUGACGGUGCGUCGGAUGACGGCGACGCCAUCUUGCGGUCCGGCACCGCAUCUCCCUCAGAGCUGUCGCGGCCGGCAUCCUCGUCUCCCUCGAUGAGAUCGCCGACCGGAACACAGGCGCCACAGCAUGUGCGUCCGCAGCCGACAGCAGCCCAACAGGCAGCCGAGAAGGCCCGGCUCGGCCGCCUAGCAGAUAAGGCGGCACGAGAGCUGGCAGAAAAGGCGAGCGCGCACGCCCGGAAGCCACAGCCAGCCCAUACAGCCCAUCCCAGCGUCAACAACGCCCCGCACCUCAUCCACCUCUCGCCCCAUAUCAUCCUCGACCCCAGCACCGUCACAGGCACCGAAAGCCUCUACCUGAGCGCCAUCGGCCGUCGCCUGCGCCGGCGUAGCGCCCUCCCCCCCGGCGGCGGCACCACCGCUUCGGUCGCCGAUCCUACCUUGGCCCCCGGCGGUCUAGUCCCGCCCCCAUUCUCCAUAGGCGCCGCCAGCCUCGGCCACCACGCUACGGCCGGCAUCGGCACCACCAAGAGCGGCGGCGGCGGCGGUGGCGGCGGCGGUGGCGGCGACGGCAUCACGUCGACGGCAGAGUGGGACGAGAGAGUUGCAAACACGUGGUCCGUGUUCUGGAAAUACUUCAACGGCCACUGCGCCCUCGAGAGGAUUGCGCUCCAGGAAGACAUGAAACGACGCGACGUCUGGGCACUUUUGACGGCCAUGAGCGAGUAUCUCCUCUGCAUAAGGCACUGGUAGCCACUGCCGGCUGCGCACUGGGGUAUAUUUAUCGAGCAGGGCGGUGUGAAAGAGCGCAAUAGUCUCGAGUCGUCGACGCUCAAUUCCCAAAGCUCAUCGCCGCCGCACGGGCUGGCAACAAGACCAAGUAGAAUACGGGUGACGAUACAACAAAUCAGAUGUUUCAAACUCCUGUAAACAGGGCGAGAAGGACGGAUUGUAGGGGAGGAAGGCAAAUGAGGAUAAACUGAGUGCCGAGGCACCAAGAUGCAGAGGAAAACCUAAAUCAUAUUUAAAAGGAGAGCAAAAGCGAAUCCGUUUCUCCCAUGCAUGGAUCAAGAGCGCCCGGUCUCACCCUGUCAAAGGGGAAACAUUCCCAAAAGUGUACGCCGCCAUGACCGGCUUGCUCCCGAACUACCUAUUGAGAAUGCAACGGCUUAGCCAUGUGUUGAUAAGAAAAAAUGAGACAGGCAGGAGAUGUAGACAUGCGGAGAGCCAAAGGACAAACCGGAAGAGGAAGAGAAAAAAAAAGGGGGGGAACUACAAUCAGAUAU